Molecule: messenger RNA, 882 nt
Organism: Colletotrichum truncatum
Lineage: Eukaryota; Fungi; Ascomycota; Sordariomycetes; Glomerellales; Glomerellaceae
Cellular component (GO): prospore membrane; ascospore wall; lipid droplet
Source: RefSeq, a predicted model, not a curated record
AUGUCCGAAUCACAGCCCUCAGCGCGGUCAUCCCGCGUUGACCUCCUCCUACGCCCUGUCGAGCGACCCGUCAGCUACCUGACGCGCGCCGGCAUCGCAGCAUCUUACCCCCUCCGUGGCAUCUGGUACUUCUUGCGCAACAAGGAGUUUUACCCGCUCUUCCUGAGCAGGCUACUGCCUCUAUCCAUCAUCUCUUUCCUUGUAUACUUUAUCCUUUUUACCUUCGCCUUUUUGCCCCAGUUUGCGUUCUUGGCGAUCUUCCAUGGAUGGGGCGCGUGGCUCAACGCAGUGGUGCUGGUGCUUGGAGAGGGGUUGGUAGUGAUCCAAGGCCUCUUCGAGGGGUUUUUCGUGGACGAAUGUAGGGUGGAUGUUUUCGAUGCCACCCUCAUCAAGCAAUCGCAAACCGAGCUCGUUGCCCCUCAUCGAAUCCUCUUCCACGAUGCCCCGACCGCCGUCAAGAUGCUCGGCAAGCCGACGACUUCCGCAGUCUAUACCCCCUGGAGUAUGGUUCAGAUCAUUGAGCUCAUUAUUUUCCUGCCCCUCAACUUCAUCCCGGUGGUCGGCACACCAGCGUUUAUCAUCAUCACUGGUACAAGACUGGGCAAGCUCGCCCAUUACAGGUGGUUUCAGUUGCGGGGUCUGAAUAAGCAGGAGUCCAAGAAGGAGAUCAAGGCAAGGACAUGGGAAUAUGUCUGGUUCGGCACGGUGGCGAUGACCCUCGAGCUGAUACCUGUGCUAUCCUUUUUCUUCUUGCUAACUACAUCGGCUGGAGCAGCCCUCUGGGCCGCAAGGAUUGAGGAGGACAAGCGAAGGCAAGCAGUGCAAGACUUGGUGGGAGAUCCUUUGCCGCCUCCGCCCCCUUACGAGGAUGAUCCUGUUUAG